Molecule: messenger RNA, 681 nt
Organism: Penicillium riverlandense
Lineage: Eukaryota; Fungi; Ascomycota; Eurotiomycetes; Eurotiales; Aspergillaceae
Exons: 1
Coding region: 1-681 (226 amino acids)
Source: RefSeq, a predicted model, not a curated record
AUGGGGUCCUCAGCUUCCAUCUCAAAUCCCACAAACAACAACCAACUCUACUACCCACGAAACCCCUCGGACGCACUCUCGGCCUUGACCAUCUUAUCUCAGAAACUCCCCACCGAAAUAAGCCUCCAGAUCCUCGAACACGCCAAAUACUGGGUCGCGAACCGCGUCUCCCGCACAGAACAAGUUACCUAUACCCAGCACGACCCCGCCAGCCACGACCCCUAUCUCCGCAGCUUACCUAUCGAAGGAACACGCUUCCCCGUCCGUGAAAUUCGAAUCCAGAUCCAGAGCCACGACCAGGGGUGGAGCAGUUACCCAAAGGAUCGUGGCACGCUCCGGAACUCGUGGACGUGGUUUGAGUUGGGGGUUGAGCACGCUUCUGACCGCGAGGCGGAGACGGGUGUUUCUUCAGAGCGGGAUAGGAUUAAGGAUAGGCGGCUUGUGACGAAUGUGCAUGCUAGUAAGAGUGCUAGAGAGAAUGUUGUUAUUUAUCGGGCCGGUGUGGAGAAUGAGCAGGAUGAUGAUUCGGGUGUUGGAGAUGGGUUGAGUGUGCGGGAGCUGGGCGAGUUGGCGAGACUACAGGCUGGGGAUUGCGUUUCGAUUAUCCCGCGCGCGAGGUUUGCGGGAUGGACCAAUUUCGUGUGUUCUGCCUCGAUUGAAAUUUAUACGAUGGAUCUAUAA